AUGUUCAAGCCGGCACCUCCACCAGUCUCCCCUUUGGCGGAGUACCGCUUACUGUCACCCCGUUGCGGUCUCCGAGUCUCUCCUCUCUGCAUUGGCGGCAUGUCAUUUGGCGACGCCUGGACACCAUUCAUGGGCUCGACCUCUAAAGAGCAGGUGUUCGAACUUCUUGACUAUUACCGUUCACAAGGAGGCAACUUCGUUGAUCUUGCCAACAACUACCAAGACGAACAAGCCGAGACUUGGGUUGGCGAGUGGCUCAAAGCACGUGAGUGCCGCGAUGAAAUGGUCGUGGCCACAAAAUAUACCCUCAACUACAAGAGUCACGGGGCAACGGCACCGACGGCGGGCGGGAAGACGAUCCAUGCAAACUACGGUGGAAACGGCGCAAAGAAUAUGCGCGCCAGCAUCGACGCGAGCUUGAAGAAGCUCCAGACCGACUUUGUUGAUGUCUUCUACCUGCAUGCUUGGUACUACGACACCCCUAUCGAGGAAGUAAUGCACUACCUCAACGACCUUGUCACUGCCGGCAAAGUCCACUAUCUCGGCAUCAGCGACACACCCGCCUGGAUCGUCAGCAAGGCGAAUCAAUACGCCCGCGACCAUGGACUACGACAGUUCGUCGUGUACCAAGGAAAAUACUCCCCCCUCUCGCGCGACCUCGAGCGCGACAUCAUCCCCAUGGCUGCCUCCGAAGGCAUGGCCCUCACGCACUGGGGCGUCCUCGCAUCCGGCGCCUUCAAGCCCGCCGAAGACGCCUCCGCGCCCGGCGCCCGACCCAUCAUGGUCCCGCCCCCGCAACAAGCCCUCGCCGACAAGGUGCGCGACGUGCUCGACUCUAUCGCCAAAGCCCACAAUGCCGCCACUUCCCCUGCCUCUGCCUCUGCCUCUGCCACCACCAACGAUGAGAAAGACACCACCACCGCCGCCGGCGCCGCCCCAAGCGGAAAAGAAGAAGCCCCACCCCCAGCAGAGCCCUUCACGAUGGGCAGCGUCCUGAUCGCAUACGCGCGCCAAAAAGCGCCCUACACCUUCCCCAUCCUGGGCGGGCGCACGACUAAGAGCCUGCGCAGCUCGAUUGGUGCGUUGAAGCUGACGCUGUCCCAGCAGGAGAUGCACGCCAUUGACGACGCGAGUCCGUUGGAUCGCGGGUUUCCCAAUGGGUUCUUGGCGCCCGAGGUCGUGCAUGGCCAGAUUGAGGGGCCGGGGGAUCUGUGGGCCAGUCGGCUGGAUUGUACGGUGAGGAGUGGGGGAUGGUAG
Cyphellophora europaea CBS 101466 is the source of this 1257-nucleotide messenger RNA. RefSeq lists its product as uncharacterized. The record is from RefSeq and is a predicted model, not a curated record. Bases 1 to 1257 code for a protein of 418 amino acids. NCBI's taxonomy places the organism in Eukaryota, Fungi, Ascomycota, Eurotiomycetes, Chaetothyriales, Cyphellophoraceae. The transcript has 4 exons.